This is a messenger RNA of Aspergillus viridinutans, 2628 nucleotides long. RefSeq lists its product as uncharacterized. Gene Ontology annotation, cellular component: ciliary inversin compartment. The transcript has a single exon. Gene Ontology annotation, biological process: protein localization to ciliary inversin compartment. The record is from RefSeq and is a predicted model, not a curated record. Lineage: Eukaryota; Fungi; Ascomycota; Eurotiomycetes; Eurotiales; Aspergillaceae. The coding region runs from base 1 to 2628 and encodes 875 amino acids. Gene Ontology annotation, molecular function: protein binding.
AUGGCCAUGGGAGAAAUGGCUGACUUGAAUUUACCGCCCGUUUUGACGCAGGAUAGCCGCAUGCUGAUCCUACCAUAUGAGAUUGUCUUCAUUGUCAGAGACUUUCUUCCGCUUCACUCGUGGAAUGCUCUUGUGCAAACAUGCAGACAUUUCUACAAUGCCUUCAUGCCAUCGUUGUAUUCCAUCACCAUCAAGAAUGACCAACGUGAUGUCUUCAAAUGGGCUGCAGGAAAGGGCCGCCUUGCCACUAUUCACCGGCUCCUGGAUUACGCACCCAAUGGCUACUUCAACUGCGUUCGUGGGGAGGCUGCUCUCCGUGAGGCUGCAUGGGCCGGGCAGACAGACAUCGUUCGUUGGUUACUGGACUCUGGCGUUGACCCAUAUUGUACACAAACCAGAACCGACAAGUUCGAGUCAUGUGUCUGUAAAAAUACAGCGGCACCGGUGCUGCUUGCAGCCUGGGGAUGCCACACUGAGGCUACCAAGUUAUUGCUGGAUGCGACGACUGAUUUUAACUAUGUUCGUUCUCUGGAGGAAAGUCCAGUGAUUGUGUUUGUGCGGAAGAAGGAGACAGCGUUGCUGAAGGAAAUUCUUGGCCGAGGCAUAGACGUGGACCAAAGAGACAUGCUUGGGCGAACGGCAUUGUUCCAUGCUGUAAUAAAUGAGCACAUAUCGGGUGUGAGACUCCUCCUGGAGUUUGGAGCAGAUAUCAAUGCAACUGAUGCACGCCAGGACACUCCCCUAUGCAUUGCCGCACAAUGGGGACUGGAAGCAGUUGUUGAGCUUUUGCUGCAAAGAGGAGCUCGGGUGGACAUGCCUGAAUAUGCAAGGGAGACGUCUCUGCAUGUUGCCAUAUCAACCAAUUCGAUCAAGGGUGUCUCUCUUCUGAUCGAGCUUGGUGCAAACGUGAAUGCGAUUGACUCAUCACAGGAGACUGCUUUACAGCGAUCACUAAGCGACUGGAUUGAACCCGGAAUUUUGAAGCUCCUUCUCGAUGCAGGAGCGGAUUUCACAGUCCCAAACAUCCAUGGUAACACACCAGUAAAGCGGGCAUUGAUGAGUAGGGCCAAAGAGAAAGUACGACUACUCUUAAAGGCGAUAGAAGCAAGAGGAGCCUCUUCUGACUUGCCAGAAUCACCUACUACUUUGCUACAUGCUGCUAUCUUUGCACAACAUGGUCUCGCAUACCGGCUCUUGGCCCAAGGAGCAGACGUUGAUAAACGGGAAAGUGCCACAGGGUUGACGGCAUUACUGGAAGCAGCGAAACAAGAACAAGACGGCCUUUUCGAUCUGGUGCUGCAAAAUAGUCUCGAUGUCAAUGCAAGAGGAUCCUGCGGACAAACAGCACUCUCGUUUGCGGCUAAGCACGGCAGCGAACAUAAAGUACGUUCAUUGCUGAAAAGGAACGCAUCUGUCGAUGCUCUUCUCCGGUACUGGACGCCUUCGGCAUAUGCUACCAAAAAUCAUCAUCUUCAGGUGGUAUUGCUCCUUCUUAGACAGACAAAGGGCGUGGAUCUUUCUGAUGAUUUUCUUCCGUCCGCGGUGACGUCCGCUGUGACCUUUGAUGAUGAACAAUGCCUGGAGUUUUUACUUGAGAAGGGCAAACUUGACCAACCCGAUAGGUCAUACGGUUAUACGGUACUUCAUCACGCAGCAAGACGUGGAGACCUAGCCGUCGUAAAGUGGCUGCUCAACCGAUCUGUCGGUGUUGACGCAGCAGGAUAUGACAAGCGAACGCCCCUCAUGCUGGCGGUAUAUAGCCGUAAUGACGCCGUUGUUGAACAACUUCUGCAGCACGGAGCCCGGCUUGACGCCCCAGAUACGCACCGUGCGACUGCCCUUCAUUGGGCCUUGCCAGAUUGGGCCGACCCGUCACUUGAAAUUUCCAAUUGCAAUUCUACUUUGUGGGUUGACCUCAUACGCGGGCUCCCUGUUAACUCGAACAUUGUGAGAAUGCUUGUCGAAGCAGGUGCUGAUUUGGAAGCGAAGAACUCAAUGGACGAGACUCCCCUGGCUCGCGCCGCCAUCAAUGGAUCUGCAUCAGCUGUUCGCCUGCUCCUCGAGAAAGGAGCAAAUGUCGAAUCCCGCGACAAGUGGGGGUUUGUUCCCUUGCUAUUGGCGGCUGAGAAGGGUCAUACGGCAGUUGUUUGUCUUCUGUUGGAGUACGGUGCAAGUAUUGAAUCCGCCAAUGCAGAUGGCAACACAGCGCUGAUGCUUGCUGCUGAUAAUGGCCACCACGAAACAAUUCUAAGUCUUCUGGCAAGAUCUGCCGAAAUCAACCGCGUCAAUCACGAUCACCGAACCGCUCUGUCAUGCGCCGCAGCGAAAGGCCACGACAAGGUUGUCAAGAUCUUGCUGCAGUACGGCGCGGAAGUCGACUUGCCGGAUCAUACAGGUCGAACUCCGCUUCUUUGGGCUGUGCAAAAUGAACAUAAGCGGUGCGUCGAGCUCCUUGUCCAAGGAUGCGCUGAUGUUACGAGAGGGGACAUUGAGGGCCGAACACCGCUCUGGUGGGCAUGGAAGAGGGAUCAGAGAAACUCACUGAAAAGGCUUGAUGCGGUUAUUCGAAUACUCUAUAACCGCCAUCCUGCUGCGAACAUGACCAACGACCUGCAUCAAGCCGACUGA